AUGCCCUCGCAUCAGUUGCUUCGACGGGGCUUUCUCGGUAUGAUGGGACUCCUGUGCUUGCUCUUGGUGCACCGUGUCUUUCAUAUUGCCGACGGAAGCCCUAGUCGCAAUCAUGCCCGGGAUCUCAUCUCGUCUACGGCGCCUUUGUCUUGGCCAACUCACAACCUGACUUCUUCGGUCCCGCUCUCGAGGUCUUUGGCAAAACGAGCACUUACACUCGACGCUGCGUGGCGAAAGGGUCAUGGCUUAUUUUGCAAAUGCAAGGCCAAAGACCAAGUUGAUCUUGCAUCUGAGUGGACAAACAUAGAGGAACUAGAUAAUUACUGGGAAAUCAUCACUUACGGCAAACCUCCUGGUGAUGAGAUUGAUUCUGCUGCGGAUUACUUGAGAUAG
Messenger RNA from Penicillium oxalicum, 393 nucleotides. RefSeq lists its product as uncharacterized. NCBI's taxonomy places the organism in Eukaryota, Fungi, Ascomycota, Eurotiomycetes, Eurotiales, Aspergillaceae. The record is from RefSeq and is a predicted model, not a curated record. Bases 1 to 393 code for a protein of 130 amino acids. The transcript has a single exon.